AUGGAAACAAUGAGACGUCCGAGUUCAAAUGAUACCGAAGAAGAUUUGUUUCGGAUGCAAAAAGAGAUGUUCAAAAGAAAAUGCAAGAAACAAACUCUUGUUAACAACAAUUCCUUUGCCGAAAAAGGUCGACAGAUUGAUAAACUUGCAGGCCAUUUCUGUCUCAAUCUUGACUCUUUAGCUGAGGAAGAUGCAAGUAUCAUGCAACUUACUAUACGGGAGCGGAAUGUAGAGUUCCUAUAUAAUACUGAUCAGUUAGAUGAUUGUAAGAAUUCAACGGGAUGUGAAAAUUAUGCGGAAGAAGAAGGAUUUCCUGAUGUCCUGGAUUUGUCUAGAUAUUAUAAUGGCCUCGAUGAGUCUGUGAAAAAUAUCCCAGCAAACGGAAGAAGUUUUUUUGCAAUAGAAUUUGACAGAAUCCACGGUCGAAUUGGUGAUUACAAUGGAGCUGAAGCUUCAACUUCAGUUGUUGCAAAAUCGAUGAACGAUAUCAGUAGAGAAAUUGAACUGGAGAAUUUGCAAAGGAUAGAGAAAAUGAGCAAACAAGAGAUUGAGAAAGCGAAGCAAGAAAUUGUGGAGCGUUUUAAUCCAAAAUUACUCGAUUUCUUGCGGAACAAAGCGAAAAAGGAGCGACAGUGGAAUGCAAAACAAAUUGAAAGAAUUCCUCAGCAAAUAGAAAAAUCGACUGGUGAAACAAAUAAUGUAAUAUCAGAUAUUUGUACUAAUACGAAUCAAGAAGUUGCGAACAAGAUCAGAGAGCUAGAAAUAUUUGAUUUAGAAAAAAACAAUCCAGCAUUUCAUAAGGAUCCAAUAAGUAAACUAGAUGACACAUAUGUGCGAUUGGCAGCGGAUGUAGCACAAAUGGAUAUGGCAACGAAAUGCAUGCGCACAAUAUUGCCGCGGCAACAACAAAAUAUAGUCAGACUGUUUGAUAAUUUACAAACGCGACCGAAGAAUUAUACUGGUGAUGAUGAUUUGUUGGAGAUGGCUCGAGACAACUUAAAUGCAAUUAAGGGUUUAUAUUUGGAACAAAGGAAAGACAAGGAUGGUAAUUUAUCAGUUCACUUCGCUGAGGGUAUAGACCCGUUUGGAAAAGCAGCCUGGAUGUUGUCUCCAAUUCGUAAAGUUCUGGAUGUUAUGCAGAAAGAUGGAAAAUCAACUGUUCAUGACCUCGUGAUAGUGCGACUGUCGUUAUUCUGGACUUUGUUAGUUAUGGUGGAAAGGCCUACCUUGUACUAUGCUUUUGCUACGCCCAGUGAAAUUUUCGUUCGCUUAGCAGAAAUUUUUAUAAUGGGUCCUGAAAUUUUCAAGGAUGAAUGUGUUUCACGAUGUCUAAGUCGAUUUUUGCAUGAUUAUUUGGAACCGAAAGCUCGUGAUGGGCUUUUAUACUUGGCAUUAAAAGAACCUGUUGCCGGAUUAGAUUCAUUUGGAUCGUUUUACGAAGAUUUUCUUCACCAUUUCGAAGAGUUUUCGAUGGGCGAUGAAAAUUUCACAUUAUUCAUCCUACACUGUGCUUAUGCUAAUCAGCGACUUUUGGAUAGUUUAUUGAUGAAAUGCGCUAUUUGGACAUCUAAUAGAAACAUUGUUCGCCAAAUGAUCUUAAAAAAAGAUUCUGGGGGUUUUUUAUUAAAUUUGAUAACGGCUCGUCAAAUGAGCGAUAAUGAAAUUACUGACAGCAAAUAUAUUACGCAAUUUGGGAAGUUGCUUCUUAGUUAUGCUGCAGCAAUUCGAGAUGGUAUUAUUAUGAAAAAUCGUAAUGAGCUUGUAUAUGAAAUUGCAUCAUCUGAGCUCGGAUAUUACAUUCGAUGGUUACGAUUGUUGGUUAGUUUACUUGUACUGAUAACGAUGGGUUCCAUAUGUCAGUUGUGUCAAAUAUUGUGCUCAGAGAGUGGUACUUCCAGAAUUGCUGGUUUUCUGAUUUUAUUUAUUGCAUUUUUUGGGCAUGUAUGGAUAAGUAUACAUUCCUCUGCUUUAACCAGAGCUCGAAAAGCUUUCUUCGACGAAUCAAAUGUAUUGGAAACAUAUCAACCACGAGCAAGAACGAUGGGACAUUUAUUUUGUCCAGAACCACCAACACCAGCACCAACGGUGAAAUUUUCGGAAACUGACGAUGGGAAUAAGGAGAAACGAUCCAGUGAGGAAAAUGCCGCAUUUAAUGCUAUGCGAGAUUCGCAUUAUGCAAAUAUGUUUGAGUAUGCUAUGAAAAUGCAGAAAGAAUUGCAAGCAAUCGAAAAAACCGGUAAUGAGCUUGAAUCAGCAGGCUCAUCAUCAUUUCAAACAUCUGCAACACAGCCCUCCCAAUCAUCUGCUCAACAACAAUCACUAAGCGAUUCAUCAUUAUCACAAAAGCAAAAUGCAUCCGAUAAAUCAUCAUUAGGAAAAAAUCGAGGAACUUUUAUUUGA
Messenger RNA from Acanthocheilonema viteae, 2400 nucleotides. The record is from the annotation of a GenBank genome assembly. NCBI's taxonomy places the organism in Eukaryota, Metazoa, Nematoda, Chromadorea, Rhabditida, Onchocercidae.